AGCAUGGAAGAGCCAGGCGGGGUCGAUUGAUUGACACAGUACAAUCGCGUUCGUUAAUUUUUUCGUUCAAUUCAACACACGUACACACAUCAGUUGGAUUUAAAUCGGAACGCCAACUGCCCAACUUUACCCAGGAUUUUCCAUCAUUUUGAUCUGAUCCGCCUCGCUGUUGCCUUUUGUGGAUAUAAUACCAGCAGCCCCAGUGCCUGGGCCGCUUUUACAGAUCUCCCACUUCGACGCCACGCUGUACCCCAUGUCGAUGGGACCGAGUAUCUGAAAGAUAAUUGCGCCAGUGGAUAGUUUGAUGCUCGUUUGAUGUCCCUUGUUAGAAUGCCGGAGAGAGACAAUGGGCAGGAGCUAGCACUGAGAAGUGCCAUCAACCAGGCCCAGCGAGACCUCCACGCAGAGCCCGACACCCCCUCCCACAUCCUGAAAACCGUCCAACAGCAGGAUUUUUAGAUUGACAUUACAUCAGGUUAAAUAUAAGUGGAAGAGAAGUUUGAGAAACUGACCCGAGAGUUGGACAAGGAGCGACAGAGCGUGCUCAACCAGUUUGAGAGAAGCCGCCAGGAGUCCGAGACCGGGACCUUCGCUAGUAUAAGUGAAACUGAGGACUCAUUUUCCUUCCGCCGUUCGGCAGUCAACGAGUCCGUCCUCGAGAGCGAGAGUAGCGUGGACAGCAAGGCGUACAACAACUCUCAUCUGAUUGAUUCUGCCCUAGACGCAUUGCGUGAACACAAAGUCAUGGAUACCGGAGACAGCAUGCACUACCCUGGUUACGGCAACGGACCGGACAGGAGCUACAAUGACUAUGGCAGCCCGGCAGUGAACGGCCACGCAGAAUCCCCAGGACCCAAGCAACAAGUCAAGAAGACCACACAGGUCACCAUUACGAAGCACACGGUCCAAACCCGUAUCGUCCAGUCCCCGGACGGCCGCGACUCCCCGGCCUACGACGGCCGCAACUACGACCGCCCGGCCGACUACCCCGCCCACCCCGACGACUACCGCGGAAGCAACGAGUCCCCCUACCCCGGCGACCAGUACGAUGGCAACAGACAGUACAACAAGACGCCCUCUAUUGACGGCAGCGACCGGCCGGGCUACCGCGGCGACCCGGGGCAGGAGCGGUACGACCGCUCUUACAACGACACGCCCAGUGACAUGUACGCGCCGUCCGUGGAGGGCAGCGACCGUUACGGGACCGCACCGAGGUCACAGAACGCUUACGAUUCUCCGCGGCCGCAGUACGGAGACCGCUACGAUGAACGACCUGUUGAGCCGAGAGCAGACACGUAUAAUAAUUACGCGGAUCCGUACGACGACCGUUACCCUCUGCCGGCCCACGAAGACUGGGACUCGCGUCUGCCGCCCGAGGAGGGCCACUACAAUGGGUCCUACCCGUAUGAUAAUCACCACCCCGAUGACAUCACCGCGGACACCGCCCACGAACAGAUGGCGCCGUUAGGGGCGAUGGACCGCACCGGAAGUCAGGACACGGUGGAAUACGACAAAUACGACAAAGGUCCGUCCAGGUACCGUCACUCCCACCACGUUCAUCGUAGUCAGGAUUCCAUCCCGCGCAAAUCCUCCAUGGGUAGUGGUAGUGGGAAAGAUGACCCCCAGUGGAGGACACCGGACCUGCAGGAGAUCAUUGACUACCUGAGUGACACCAAUCCGGCCAUCGUGGCCAACGCAGCGGGCUACCUGCAGCAUCUGACCUACGGGGACGACCCUAUCAAGAACAAGACGAGGAGUCUUGGAGGCAUCCCCAUCCUGGUGGAGCUCCUGGGCAACCCCACCCCAGAAAUCCACAAGUGCGCCUGCGGGGCGCUGCGCAACAUCUCCUACGGCAAGGCCAACGAGGAGAACAAAGGAGCCAUCAAGAACGCCGGCGGGGUGCCGGCCCUGGUCCGACUGCUGCGGACCACCAGAGACCCAGAUACCAAAGAGCUUGUGACGGGGACCCUGUGGAAUUUGUCUUCAUCGGAGCCCCUCAAGAAAGCCAUCAUUGACGACGGCCUCUCGGUCUUCGUCAACGACAUCAUCGUGCCGGAUUCGGGCUGGAACCAAGAAGAUCCAGAGAACUACCCGAACGAUAACGCCUGGUCUGGGGUGUACAGAAAUACCACGGGGUGUUUAAGAAACGUGAGUUCCAGCGGACUGGAGGCCCGUAGGAAGAUGAGAGACUGCAUAGGAUUGGUGGAUUCCUUGGUCCACGUCAUCAAGUCGGCCAUCGACACCAAUAACGUGGACAAUAAGGUGGUGGAAAACACAAUGUGCAUCAUUCGUAAUCUGUCGUUCAAGAUCUGCAAUGAGGCCAAUCACCCAGACGCAAUCCCGGCCCCUCCCCCUCGGGCCACGCCCUCCAGGAACGGUGUGGCAUCCCCGCCUAAAAAGAAACCCGAUGACUCUGGAUGCUUUGGAGGCAACAAGAAGAAGAAGACAGACAGCUCCACCCCGGCCGGCAAACAGGCGACGUCGACGUUACCGAGGACAAUGACCUGGGAUCCCAACACCCCCAUCCCGGAGCGCAGGCAGCCCCCGAGGGGCGGGGAGCUGCUCUUUGCCCAUGAGAUGGUGGGGACCUACCUCAAGCUGCUGUCGGAGUGCUCCAAUCACGUCACGCUGGAGGCCACCACAGGAACCAUCCAGAACAUAUCCUCUGGAGAAUGGAGAUGGGCUCUUUACGUCAGGGCCCAGGUACGCAAGGAGAAGGGUCUGGCUGUCCUAGUGGAACUCCUCAGGCUGGAGAACGAUAAGAUCGUCUCUGCAGUAGCCAGAGCACUGCGUAACCUGGCUCUGGACACCAGGAACAAAGAACUCAUCGGCAAGUACGCCAUGCGGGACCUGGUCUUCAGGCUGCCUAGCAGCGACGUGUCGGCCAGCAGCGCCACUGACAGCAGCAGGCAGCAGCUGAGCACCGACACCUUGGUGGCCAUCCUGAACGCCCUGCAGGAGAUGAUCAACAGGAACCCGGAAAACUCAAAGUCUCUACGAGAUGCCAGCGGGAUUGAGAAGCUGGUCUCCAUCACAAAAUCACGCAACAAGUACCCCCCAACGGUCAUCAAGUGUGCCUUCCAGGUUCUGAGCACCAUGUGGAAUUUCAAGGACCUGCGUCCGUUGUACAAGCAGGACGGUUGGGAGGAGCAGCACUUCAGCCCCGGCGUCUGGACCACGUCCCGCUCCCCCAACAAGAGCCAGACCCUACAGACCCCUAGCUCAGAGAGGAUGGGCGGUCCCACCCCCCAACGCUCCUCCUCAACGCCAGGCGCAACACCUGCUGGGCGAUUGGACUACGAGGCCUCCCCCCUCCCAGUCAAAACAGCCCCGCCCAGGGAUGAGGCACCCCCGCCAUUCAGCUACGACUCUUACGACCGACGACAGGAGCAACAGCAGCAGAGGAGUGCUCCGUACGAUACCAUUAGGUCACAAGGGUCAGAGCCUGUCGUAGCUAGAGAUGAACGCGACAUGGAGGACCCCUACAUAAACGUCCGCCAGCCGUCGUACGCUAGAGACUCUAUGUCGGCCUAUAGCGACGAAGCACCCAAAGCGGCCGCCGAGGAAGAACCGUUGCCGCCGGCAACCGAUCAGCCCGGCGCCCGGGAUUCUAUGUCGCAGUUUAGUGACGAAGCUUCCUCUUACGUGCCUGAAAGACAAGAGCCAUUGCCGGCGAGUUUUGCCGUGCCGCAAACUCGAGAUUCCAUGUCCGCUUAUAGCGAAGAAGCUCCGUCUGAGAGAUCCAGGGACGACAUCCCAAUGAGGGAACUGAACUACGCCUCCAUCGACCACGGACAGGUCAACGAGACCAGCGGGGGCCGCAGGGGACCGCCCGUGGGUGGGGUGGCCGUCUUUGGGGGCAGGGAUCCCCCACCACAGCGAGACAACGUGGUCUAUGCCCAAGUCAACAAGAACCGCCAACCCUCCAGCGCCGUCUAUCUGGACUCCGGCGGCGGUCCGGCCGGCGAUUCCUGGGUGUGAGCCUGCUCAUCAGACCGGCAAGAACAACAAUAUCAUGAAAUAUUCAUCAAAUUUGUACAUCUAGUGAAUUUUUUUUUAAAGGGGGUUACAAUUGAAGUUUGGUUUUAAAAAUGCGAUGUGAUUUCACGGUCAAGGCCAGUACUUGGAAGUAUCCAAAUUAUACUAGUACAUGUACUUCACCAAAUACAAGUACUACAGGGAGUGAAAUACGCUGUCGGGCAUGUGAAUUGUGAUUUUUGGCACUGACAGUUUUUUUUUUCAUUUGAUCCCUGCCAUAUUUUUCUCCCACAUUGAGAGUUUUGUGUUUUAUUGAUAAACAUGUAGUUGGUUGCCUGUGCCGUACAUAUUUUGCGCCAUUUGUAGGUUGCUGUCACGAACUGCUUGUUAACAAAAAAAACAAAGCUGGCAAAUUUUGUCAGAAAGGGUUUUUUUUUUGUUGAUAUUUGCGAUAUGUUUUCAGUGACCUUUUUUUUUUAAAAUUACUUGCUGCGGACGGAAACAAUGUGUUUGAGAAUUUCGUAUUAUUGAGAGUAUGCAAAUUCGAGAGAAUUUCGCGUAAUUAUUCAGUCUGUGAUUUUUUUUUAGGGAAAAAAGGUUACAAAUAUCCACGAACAAAUUCUCGAAUAAAUUUUUUGUACUAAACGUCCCCUGAUCAUUUUGUAACCAAAAAUUUACAUUUUUGUACAGUGUUUUUUUGUUCAUGCUGUUAAAGAAAACUACUUGCGAAAAAACAAAAACUUUGAAAAAAAUUGACCGCAUUAGUGUCAACAACAAGCUUGCAAUGACGUGUGAUUAAACUAAAGAAAUAAAUUUGGCUUUAAAAUAAAAAAAGAAAAACAGACAUUUUUUAAGCUUGUAGAUUUAAUGUGUAAAACAGUACUUUUUUCCCAGCGGACGUUUUCAAUCGAGCUUAUUGUAGAUUGCAUAAUUAUUCUGAUUAAUUAAAACUGUACAGUUAAAGCAUUUCUGGUAGUUUGUAUUAUUUGACCUUUUGACAUUUGACCUUUGCUACAGUGUAUAUUUGGCAUAUGUAGUUGUAAUGGGGGAGUCGGUGUUUUGGGUUUAUUUCUCCCGAAUGGAAAAGUUUUGGAAAUUUUCCGGAUGGGUUUGGAAUUUCUGAAGGACAUCUCGUGGCUUCAGAGAUUUCGUAGAAACAUUUUUUGUUUAUGUUAAACAUUUAAAUUAAUUCGUAAUUUGGAAAUGGUUCAGAUUUAGCAUUUCCAUUCAAAACGGUUUGUACAAAAUGGGAACAUAUCAUACAGUCACACUUUAGCUGUCUUAAGAUUUAGUGCACGCUUAAAACUUGUUUUAUUUCGUUUUGUGUUUAACAGUAGUUGGUUAACAGAUUUUACAGCCUGUUUUUGGUUUUUUUGGUUUUGGUUUUCUACAAUCCAUCUGGUCUGGGUAGUGAGCUAGGCUCUAGGCUGGUGCCUUGCUUAGAUUAUCCCAUGGUAGUAAUAAUGUACUUUUGGACUCCAGACACCAAUUCAACUGCAAGUAGCUUAGCUUUUGAUGGAUAACGGGUGUCAAUCCUUGGGUCCAGAGUUGGUU
Molecule: messenger RNA, 5532 nt
Organism: Patiria miniata (bat star)
Lineage: Eukaryota; Metazoa; Echinodermata; Asteroidea; Valvatida; Asterinidae
Product: catenin delta-2-like
Exons: 30
Coding region: 745-3981 (1078 amino acids)
Biological process (GO): cell-cell junction assembly; cell-cell adhesion
Cellular component (GO): plasma membrane; nucleus; cytoplasm
Molecular function (GO): cadherin binding
Source: RefSeq, a predicted model, not a curated record